AUGGACAACCAGGGCCGUUGGUUCGAACAAGACCAGGUGUUCUCGACGCCCUCUCCAGCUCCCUAUACUCCUCGGCUUCCCUUGCCCAGCCCCCACCUCAGCUUGGACCGGCAUGCACGUCUGGAGUUUGAGCUCAAAACUGAACGAACCUUACGCUACGAGCUCGUCCAAGGUCUAUCCAUCAAGCUUGGUGGUGCGGCACCAUCUGCUCUGCAAGUCCCUCAACCACCACUGCGAAAAGCCGACCAUCUCAAAGUCAAAUUCUGGUACAAGCACGAAUGGCACGCGUACGACAAGGCCCGCCGAGCCCAGACAACCAUCACAGAUCCAGCCAAGGAUCUCACCACCGAGCAGCCUUUCUCUGACCACGAAGACAACGACCUAGAAGGUAACGACAAUGAUGGCGACGACGAAGACCUUGAAGAUCUGGAGAAGAGUGACGGGGCACAGGACGGCACGACAAACUACGAUGCGGCCAAGGGAGACAAGACGAACGGCCCUCAGCCUGGCAAGCGUGGCCCCGCACGCGCAGCCCAGGGCCACAACGACACAUUCCACUUCGUUGAGGAUGUCAACGGGAAACCUAAAGCUCCCUACGGUGACGGUGAGCAGUCCCCGCACUCCACCACUCGCAAGAGGCGCCACUCGAAGGAGCCCUCGAACAGCUCACGCAAGAACAAGAAGGCUCGGAAACAGGCUCUCGAGUUGACGGUGCCGCUGCCCGGCGUGCCCAUCGCUCACCCCAUCGUCACCUGCAGCUGGGAGCACAGAGGUUCCGACUUCAUCUCAAUGUGCGACGGCGUCCACGGUCACGACCCUUCGGCCUCCCACGUCUGCGGAAGCCAUGCCUGCGGAAGCCGUGUCUGCGACUGUGGCACCCAGGACCACGACUGCGACGUCCGCAGCAGCGUCACCCUCUGGGACAACAGCGUCCAUGAGUACGGCUCCCGAGACGACACCAACCAAGAUUGCCGAGUCAGCAAUGUCGGCGACUACGGCGACGCUCUCCAAGACGUCCAUGUCCCCAGCCCAGGUUGCCGUCGCAGCUGCUCCACGGACACGGAGCGCAUUCCCAAGCCGAAACCCAGGAAAGGGGCGGUCUUCGCUGUCAAGAAGGACUGCUUCACCGCACGAAACCUCUGCGGCAUUGACUGGCUCAACGACCACCCUGGAGGCCUCUCUAAGGAUUUCAAUGGCUACUGGCAGGAGGUGCAGAAAAUGCCCGAUCUUCUCAAGAAGUACGAGGACAAACGCAAGGCCUGCCUGGAGGCCGCGAAGGCCGCGUAA
Messenger RNA from Epithele typhae, 1287 nucleotides. RefSeq lists its product as uncharacterized. NCBI's taxonomy places the organism in Eukaryota, Fungi, Basidiomycota, Agaricomycetes, Polyporales, Epitheliaceae. The record is from RefSeq and is a predicted model, not a curated record. The transcript is spliced from 10 exons. Bases 1 to 1287 code for a protein of 428 amino acids.